Messenger RNA from Alternaria postmessia, 600 nucleotides. RefSeq lists its product as uncharacterized. Lineage: Eukaryota; Fungi; Ascomycota; Dothideomycetes; Pleosporales; Pleosporaceae. The transcript is spliced from 3 exons. The record is from RefSeq and is a predicted model, not a curated record. Bases 1 to 600 code for a protein of 199 amino acids.
AUGCGCAUACGGAAGCCGUUUGCUGGCGCUUUCGUAGCCCUGAUCUUCAUCAGCGCCGGCGCCGGGUUUUCCCCGCCCGACUACAAGAUCCCCUCGUACAAGCAAUCCGACAAAGCACUACAUUUUCUCGCCUUCUUCCUUCUCACACUAUGCUUCUACUGGAUACUAGAGACGAGUCGAAGGAAAGUCUUACAGCUCACCUUCACGGUGUGCACGAUUGGUCUGGGGAUUGCUAGUGAAGUUGUGCAAGGCUUGUUGCCUAUUCAUCGGGACUUCGAUUAUUACGACAUCGUAGCCAACGUCCUCGGUUCGCUCCUCGCUCUCGGCCUUUGUAAUUGGUACCACAAGCGCAUGCUCGAGCGAAAGAGAGCUGCACGCGGGUAUACAGCCGUUGCCGGGGACGAGGAACGAGACAUUGAGCUGGGUGAGAAUGUGGAGGGGCAGGAGUCCGGUGUCAUCCGAUCCACUGUUGACGAAGAACUUGAAACAUGGGACGAGAAUGCGGAAGACUGGGACACUACUGAACCGGAGCCCGUGAGUGGGAAAAAGAGUCUUGACGAUGGAGGUGAUUUGGGUGAGGGGAAGAAGCGAAAUGACUGA